This is a messenger RNA of Chinchilla lanigera (long-tailed chinchilla), 733 nucleotides long. RefSeq names its product chromosome unknown open reading frame, human C17orf107 (gene CUNH17orf107). Lineage: Eukaryota; Metazoa; Chordata; Mammalia; Rodentia; Chinchillidae. The transcript is spliced from 4 exons. The record is from RefSeq and is a predicted model, not a curated record. The coding region runs from base 77 to 685 and encodes 202 amino acids.
UACGCCCCCCGCCGCCAGCCUGCGGCACGGCCAGCCGCUGCCGACCCUUCUGCCCCUCCUACCACCUGCGGCGGCCAUGAAGGGGACCCCCAGCUCCCUGGACACCCUGCUGUGGGUCUACCACUAUCACAGCUCCACCGAGGUGGCGCUGCAGCCCCCGAUUCUGUCUUCCCUGGAGCUCGCCGCGGCCGCCGCCCACGAGUAUCUGGAGCAGAGGUUCAGAGAGCUGAAGUCCCUGGAGCUGCGGGAUCCCGAGGAGCCCACCCUGGGGCUGGUGCUCAGAGAAGCCGCAGCCGGCCUCGUGAGCUUCAGCGCCACCUUGUUAGAGAUAUCAGCCCUUUGGCUACAGCAGGAAGCGGGAGGACUGGACGGCAGAGACGGCAGCCCAGGCCCAGGGGCAGGUGCCGGAGACCCGGGCGGAGCACUGGCCCGGGUAGCUCAGGCGGCCCGGCAUGGGGCUCUGCGAGCGGGGGCUGCCGCAGGCUGGAGCGCGCGGCUCCUGGUGCAGGGGGUGUGGCUGUGCUUGUGCGGACGCGGCCUGCAGGGGUCCACGUCGUUCCUGCAACGCUGCCGAUGCCCGCUGGGCCUUGGAGUCCCCGGGGAGCCAAGACACUCAGGAGACCUCAACGUGGUGUCCAGCAGCAAUAAGGAGGACACCGGACCAGAGCACCCAUCACCACCCUAGCUCCACCCCAUGUCUAAAUAAAGUCCACGAGGGGUGGAAAUAGCUAAA